Molecule: messenger RNA, 3005 nt
Organism: Aspergillus ibericus CBS 121593
Lineage: Eukaryota; Fungi; Ascomycota; Eurotiomycetes; Eurotiales; Aspergillaceae
Product: tRNA ligase
Exons: 1
Coding region: 445-2901 (818 amino acids)
Biological process (GO): tRNA splicing, via endonucleolytic cleavage and ligation
Cellular component (GO): nuclear inner membrane
Molecular function (GO): ATP binding; RNA ligase (ATP) activity; phosphoric diester hydrolase activity
Source: RefSeq, a predicted model, not a curated record
AGAAAUGCCAGAAGCGAUGUAGUGGACAAAGAAGAGCAGGAGAGAAUCAAACUGGAAAUCGAGGAACCGUCGAAGUGGCGCGGGCGGGAAAAAAAGCGCAUUUGAAGGAUGGCUGCCCCGCAUGCUCGAUAAGAAACUCCAACCUUUGGGCCCUGACAAGGCUGACGUGACUCAACCUCUCCCACUCCUCGCCUAUCAUACAAGGCUCCAUUGGCGGUUGGGGUAAGACUCCUUACUUUAAAGGUUCAGCGAACCUGUGGGAAUCCAUCACUGAGCGAUUCCCUUCCUUAGCGGACUUUGACGCGUGCCUUCUCCUUCGCCCCUCCAUCUUCACCAUCACCUUCUUCCUUACCAUUCGCACCCUCUCUACAGCUAACGUACCUCCACGCACGAGCGUUACAAUUCCCCGCCUGAUUUACAAUACGCGACACUCGACGAGUCGCAAUGGUGCAGCAGGACGCGCAGGAAGUCGCUCAGCUGGUGGCCAGCCUGGAGGCCGCCAGCAAGAAAGGCACUGCUCAGGGAAAGAAGUCGUUCAAGUGCAAGAAGUCUACCUUCAACGUGGAAAAGGCAGACAAGAUCCAGGUGCAUUCGUGGAAGUUCAUGGACUGGGAUUACAAACGCAGCGAUCUUCCAACCUACGCUCGAGGACUGUUCACCACCCAAAGGAAGGAUGGCACCCACGAGAUUGCCGUCCGCGGUUACGACAAAUUCUUCAAUGUGGAUGAAGUUAAUGAAACGAAGUGGAGGAACGUGGAGAUGAACACACGGGGUCCCUAUGAGCUGAGUGUGAAGGAGAAUGGAUGUAUCAUCUUCAUCUCUGGCCUGGAAGAUGGCACCUUGUUGGUCUGCAGCAAACAUUCGACGGGCGUCCGGGACGAUAUGAACUUCAGCCAUGCCCAGGUCGGUGAACGUUGGGUCGAGCGCCAUGUUAGCUCUGUCGGAAGAACCGUCAAGGAUCUGGCACGAGAGCUGCGCAGGCUGAACGUCACGGCGGUAGGGGAGCUAUGUGACGAUACCUUUGAGGAGCAUGUUCUUGCUUACGACGAGAAUGCUUCGGGUAUCUAUCUGCAUGGACUCAACUUCAACGUGCCCCAGUUCGCCACGCAGCCUAGCUCGGAGGUACACAAAUUCGCCGAUGCAUGGGGCUUCAAAAAGGCCAAUUUCGUCGUAUACGAUGAUCUCGACCAGGUGAAGGGGUUCCUCGAUGAUUGCGCUGAAACAGGCACCUGGGAUGGUCGGGAGACUGAAGGCUUUGUGGUCCGAUGCCACAUGGGCAUUCAGGGACGCCCCCCAUACCAGGACUGGUUCUUCAAGUAUAAGUUCGAGGAGCCCUACCUAAUGUACAGGCAGUGGCGCGAGUGUACGAAGGCAGUCAUCUCCGGAAAAUAUCCGAAUAUUCGAAAACACAAGAAGAUCACGGAAGAGUAUUUGCAUUAUGCUCGGAGACAGCUCGCUCAAAACCCUCACCUUGGGCAUCUCUACCAGCAAAACCAUGGAAUUAUUGCUAUGCGAGAGGGCUUCUUGAAGGAGAGAGGUCUCAACGGAUCGGAAAUUAUUCAAAUGGAAGCCGACGGCGGAAGUGAAGUGACGAAGGAUGUGAUUCUAGUCCCCGUCGCUUCACUAGGCUGUGGCAAGACUACGGUGUCUCUUGCUCUGUCCAAGUUGUUUGGAUGGGGGCAAGUGCAGAACGAUAACAUCCCAAAGCAGAAGAGCAAACCGAAGAAAUUCGCCUUGGACAUCACCAAUCUCCUUGGCCUACACCCGGUAGUGAUCGCGGACCGGAACAACCACAUGAAGCGCGAAAGACAGCAACUUAUAGACGAUGUAUCCGUCGUUAUUUCCCGGGCUCGCUUUGUCGCACUUCAGUACGUCCACGAGCCCAAGGGUCAACUGCUUCCAGGAAUCCGCGAGGUGACGCGGAAACGCGUCCUCGACCGUGGAGACAACCACCAAACCAUCCGGGCAGGAAGCAAAAACUCAGAGGAGAUCAUCGGAAUCAUGGAAGGUUUCCUCAACCGGUUCGAGGCCGUUGAUACCGACCGUGAGCCGGAUUGCCAUUUCGAUGAAGUGAUUGACCUCGACGUUGGUGCCUCUUCGCGGGAGAACCUGGAGACGGUAGUAAAGGCUUUACACUCGUUCUAUCCUCACCUCGUGACCGAGGUGCCGACAGCACAGCAACUUGAUGAGGCUAUUGACUGGGCGAUGAACGACUACCAAGUGCAGUUGGAUCUGAGCCAUCAGUACGGCUCAGCAAAGCAGGCCCAGAAACCAAAGAACAAGAACAAAAUCACCGGCAGCCCGGUACCUGCAGCACCAGAACCCGAAGACCUGGCCAAGAAGAUCGAGUACUUCAACAUCUCCCUGCCUGCAGCAGAGGUGAAGAACAUCCUUCAAUCUUUGUUCCCCCAAUCCACGCCUCCGGAAAAAGCACGCCUGUACAAUCAGUUAACGAACAGCCGACGCAUCCAGGGCGCAUUCCAUGUGACUCUGAUCCACCGCGCCUCGAAGAAAGACUUUCCCGACAUCUGGGACAGCUAUGUCCGUCAGUACAUUGAUAAGAUGAAGAGCAAACCCGAGUCUGAUCCCACCAUCACCCCCACGCUGGCUCCGGCUCGCGUGCGUUUGGAGCGUCUCGUUUGGGACAACCGUCUGAUGGCCUUCGUAGCGCGGAUCAUGCCCCCCGAAGACCAGAAUCAGGCUGAUUGGCCAUGCUCCAAUGAAACUCCGCACGUCACCGUGGGCACCGUCUCGCCCGACGUCAAGCCCAAAGAGAGCAACGACCUGCUGAAAUGGUGGCAUGAAGUCGGCUCAGGCGGCGAGACUGGUCUCUGGGAAGCCGAGAUCCCAGGGGUCAAGGUGGUGAACGGAACCGUGGGAAUGGUGAUGAGCUGGAAAUAAAUUAAUGACUGAUGAUGGGUCAUGAUUAAUGAUAUCGGAAUGAAAGUAGAUGCUUAGUGUGUCAUAGAUAUGAUUACACAAUCAACCAGACCUCUUAUUUUCAC